Molecule: messenger RNA, 1284 nt
Organism: Pelobates fuscus (common spadefoot toad)
Lineage: Eukaryota; Metazoa; Chordata; Amphibia; Anura; Pelobatidae
Exons: 5
Coding region: 62-997 (311 amino acids)
Source: RefSeq, a predicted model, not a curated record
GCAGCUGGAAGGAAGCAGUUCGCACAGAAGGCAGCCACAGUGAGAAUCUAUUAUCUGAAAAAUGAAAAUGUCUGCUCAAAAUAAAGUAAUUGGAAUAUUCUCAAGGGAAAGUGAAGAAAGCUAUAAAUGGUUAAUUCCCUACCUUGCAUCGCUCCAUGGAGUGAAAGAUGUCCGUCCUGUUUACAUCCCAGUUAACGACUCCCGAGUUGUCUCCAGAGAGGUCUCUAAGUGCUCGUUUGCUAUUCUGUAUCAUACAAAGAACCGAGGGAGAAUAAACAUCACCGAUGUAACCGACUCUAUCUAUGACAGAGAAUUGGAGACUUUAUCUGCUCGUCUCGGAAAGAAUAAUGUGAUUGUCGUGAUUGAUGAUCUGGAUGAUGUUAGUGAAACGCAUAAGAUUAAGAUCCUACGGAACCAACCGAAAAUUGCCAACCUGGCCAGGGAGCUGUUCCUCUUUAACGAUGACAAAUCCAACAAUCUGGAGAUGAUUAAGAAUAUAAUACAAGAAUAUGCUUUACCGAAAUACUUCAUAUGGAUGAUAUUCGCCAUCAUUGUUAUUGUGCUUGUGAUAAUCGUAGCCUGUCUCUUGAGGAGCCAAGACCAUUCACCUACGGACACGACUACAACUGUGCCCAUGAACAUGUCCACCACGAUGACCACGGACAUCACCACAACUCUGCCAAUGAACAUGUCCACCACGAUGACCACGGACAUCACCACAACUCUGCCAAUGAACAUGUCCACCACGAUGACCACGGACAUCACCACAACUCUGCCCAUGAAUAUUUCUAUGAACGUGACCACCACCGUGACCAUGAAUAUGACCACAAAUAUAACCAUCAACAUGACCUUGGCUGAUAUGCCAAUGAACGUGACGACGAAGACACCCAUAGACACGACCACAGAAAGGAGCAGCAUGUUUCACCCGAGGAGCUCUAGCUCUACACCAAUUUUUACUCCCAGUGCAACUGCGCCAAACAGCAGCUUGGUUCCAUGAAUGAAUCAGGAGGAGACAGGACUCAGUUUCCCAGAUUGCUUUGAUGUACUCAGCUCUUUUGAUGUACUCAAACUCUCACUGCCUACAUCAUAUUCACGUUUAUUAAGUAAACACAAUACAUUUCAAAAGUUUGCUUUCAAAAAUAUUUAUCUAUGAAAAAUGUUACAAUAGGAAAGUAUCUCCGCUUCAGUAUUUACAAUUUUGUUUUAUGUUUUUAUUAAUAUUUCACAUUUAUGAUUAAUAAUCAUAUUUUAACAAAACAAAUAAUAAAUAUUUGAUUACAUCAU